CGCUGGUGCCGGGGGCUGCUCUCUGGGCUCACCGGCCCCUCCGGAGGAGGAGGCGGGUGGGCGCUCGCCAGUGGCUCGCCGGGCGGCCUGCAUGUGCUGCGGGUUCCUGGCAGACUCAUGCCGGCCGCGCCGGCGGAGGGCCCGGCGCACCACGCGGCGGCGGCGCAGCACCAGGAGGCGCAGACCCUGCUGAUCACGGAGACGAUCUCGCGCCGUAUACAGCGGGCGCUGCAGGCGCUGCUGAAGGCCAGGGAGCAGCGCAGGUCUUGGGACGCGGAGCUCAAGGCCUUGCAGGACGCCCUGCGGCCCACGGCCUUCUGCCGAGCGUUUGAGCCGGCCUACGUUAGCCGGCUGCUGCCGGCGGCGGAGCGCCGCGACCUGCGCGAGGGCGCCGAGGUGGAGCUCUCCGGCGAGGCGGACGGCCUGUACCUGCUCGUGGCGGGCGGCGCGGAGGUCGUCAGCGGGCCGCAGCCUGGGACGCAGCCUCUGCACCUGAGCAUCGUCUCGGCGAAGUACCCAGCAGGCGGCUCCGAGGCGAACAUCUCGGACCCGCACGUCGUCGUGGGGUGGGGCUCCAAGCAGGUCCAGACGCAGCUGUCGACAGACGCAGGCGGCAAUCCUGUCUUCAGCUGGACCACGACCAUCCAGUACGGCCCGGUGGUGGUGCUCACAGCCCCCCCGCUGGAGUUCUCCGUAGUAGAGCACAGCGCCACCACCGGGCGGGCCGGCGACGUCAUCUGCGCGGGGCGACUCACCUUCGGCGAGUUCGAAAAGGGCGGCUUCGAUGGCCUCGUCGAGCUGGAGCCCUCCGAGGCGCAGGCGCAGGGCGACAGGAGGCUACCGAGCGCCCUGCAGGUGAAGGUCCUCUGGGGAGAGGACCCGCAUAGUCGCAACUCGUUCGGCCUGGACUCCGUGCUGACGACCGACUCCGAGAUGCCGUCCGUGCCCAUGUCGCCGCAGGAACGGGACUCUUCGCAGUCAAGGAUCGGCUCCUCGGCAUCCAACGCGUUCGGGGUGCCCACGGCCUCCCAGAGCCUCCAGCGCGAGAACUCCGGACGGCUGCAGGUGGCGCUGCACCCACAGCUGCUGCUCCCCCCGCAGCCGCGCGCCUCGAACCCGAUGACGCUGAAGAGACUCACCAUGAAGGCCGCCGCCUUGGCCAGCGGCCUCAGGUUCCAGGACUGCGGAGUGCUGGAGGACGACUCCUUCGAGCAGGUCGCCAACGCACCUGGCCUGGCAAAAGACGACAACAGCGGUCAGGAGAAGGAUGUUCGCACGAUUUCCGUGCAGGAGCUCAGAGUUGUCGUGAAGGAAGCGUUCGAAGAGAUAAUCAGCGUCUCCUGGAGAGGAUCGUCGUCGAAUCGGCGCGACGGCAAGUGGCGAGACGACAGCUGGGGCGAGUACGGCUGGAGGGGGUGGGCCUCGUCCGGUCCGUGGCUGAUUGGCGUACUGGUGCCUCGCAGUCUCGGAGUGCCGUCGCGAUCGGGAAGACGGAGGACGAUGAGUGGGAGCGAGAUGACCCUUGGCCUCAUGGUCGGCGAGAAGAUCGUGCCCGAGCUGAUGGACGCGAUCGCGAUACUGAUCGGCGAUCGCAAGGGAUAUUUCACCGAUCCGGAGGCGUCGGUGUCGUGGGCUGACGACAAACUAUGGAAGAGAAAGAUAGGCCGCUGGACGAACGCCACAUACGUGACCAUCUCAAAAAGAGCCGACAGAGUGGUGAAGCAGUUGCCCGUCGAUCUUCAACGAAAGCUCGAGCACUUGUCCGACACGGCGUUGGAGAGCUCGGACGGCGCGGAUGCGAUCUUGGCGCACCUAGACGUUCUAUCGGGCGAGCGCCAGGGCGACGAGAGGACUACAUACCAGGGCGCGCGAGAGAGGAUAGACGCCAAGGAUGUGCUGUUGAAGUAUGAGGACGUGAGCUCGAUGAAUUCGGAAUGCGAGAUGACCCUCCUCAGCGCCAUCGAGAGUAAGGACUUGCUCGAGGAAGAGAUCCCAGAAGUGCCCGCCUUGAUCCAGGGCGAGCGCCCGAAGACAUGGAAGCGUAACAGAGAGUGCAAAAGGCAGCUGAAGGUGGAUCGCAAGUACUUCCAGAGGCCCAUGCCCGCACCAGGGGCCUCAGACGCCAAGCGACAAGUUCGAGAUGGUGGCAAUAAUCGCAGUCAGAGGGGUCUCAUUCGCGAGCGCAAGACGCGCCUCGCGACGAGCGAGAUCACCAAGCGCGCGAGGUGCAGGAAGUGCGAGCAGAAGGGGCGCCAGGGCGAUGAGUGUCCUAACUCCCCGGCCCAGAGGCCGCAGGCAGCGGCGUUCAUUUUCCUGAGCGACGGCGGCCGCGACUGCGGCGCGGCGGUCAUCGCCGCGGAGGAGACCGAAGAGUGGAUUGACCAGGCUCGCGAGCAGGUUCGAGAGCGGCCCAGGCACGGGGCCAUGAUCGUCGACGCGGCCGUAGGUCAGGGCCUAGUCGGCGAGCCCGCGAUGAAGAAGUGGGAGCUCGACCUUCAGGAGAAGGGCUACCGGGUCGCGAGGGUGCCGCCCAGGUUGCUGUUGAGAUCCUCGGGGGGCGAGCUGCAUCAGGAUGACGAGUGGGGCCAGAGCGGUUCCGACAGGACCACCGAGUUCAAGUGGGCAGUCGAGCUGGUGCAGUGCAGCCAGUUCGACACCGACGGGCAGGGCACCCGCGAGUCGAGAGCCCUCGACAACUGGAUGGACAUGAUCACCUUGACGUUCUUGGCGGCGGUGACCUACUCAAGAGAGUUUCUGCGCUGCCCAGUCAACGACCGCCAGUGGACCAAGCGCGCGCUCAAGCACAUGGAGCGCCUAAACCUAAGCGGGCUUCUCGGCGGCAUCAGUCAGGCGCAGCAGUUGAAGGGGCCCCAGGAGCAGCUGCGCGGCAUCGUGCUGCAGCAGGGGGGCCACAUGGCCCACCCAGAUGCUGCGCACCAUGCAGCAGCAGGGUCAGACCCUGCAGCGUCGGGCGGCAGGGGCUUCGAGCGCCUCGAGCGCGUCGACGGCCGCCCGGAGGUCGUCAAGUGCGCCGGGAUCUCCGCCGUGGGAAAUGGUCCAGGUCUCAUGUUUUUGAGGUUUGCCGUGGAGGCGGCGAUGGGGCAGAUCGCGGUCAGGCGCAAGUUUGUUCUGGAUCAUCCGAACACGUCUCGAUCUUGGUGCGCCAGGGCCCUGCAAGGGCUCAUGAAGGUCGAUGGAGUCUUCUACGCAUUGAUCGACCAGUGUCGCUUCGGCCUUCAGGUGCACCCCCCGAAGUUGGCAGAGAGACUGGCCCUGUCCGUGGCCCGGAGUGUUCGGUCGGCUCGACAGGACACCGGCGCCCUUCUGGCGGAGAUCGCCCGCGUUCCCGCUCUCUCGUGCCACUUGGAUGGCCGCGGCGGCUGCUAG
Molecule: messenger RNA, 3387 nt
Organism: Prorocentrum cordatum
Lineage: Eukaryota; Dinophyceae; Prorocentrales; Prorocentraceae
Source: the annotation of a GenBank genome assembly